UGUGGCCGGUUCCGGUUUUGUGAGCGCUUAUAAAAGCACCGAGAUUUCAGGUCUCACCACUCUGCUCAGUUCGUUCAAGUGCAGCUGACAUUUACAGAGGAGAUGUUGGGGUUUAUACUUCUGUCGCUUGUCGCGGCCGGAAUUGGAAUUGCACAAGGUUUGGUAAAAGCCGAGUCCACGCCAGUUGUACAUGGAACGUGCGGCAGUGGCGGGUGCUAUGUGGAGAUGGAGGGUCCACAUGGAGGGCAAGAAACGCGUUUCAUUCGAUUAGACCAGCAGAUUUCGGGCAGCAACGAUCCUUGCCACAUUUACCAAUGCACGACUCGUGGAGUGAUUGAGGACCGACUCGAGUGUGGCCCUAUCAUAACCUGCCAGGAUGGCUCUCAACCUAUUGGAUUUCCUGACACCUGUUGCCCGAGAUGCAUUGGUAUUGGUAGUAGACAGCAUGAAGUGUGCAGUUUCACGCAGUGGAGUGAGUGGGGCAGGUGCAGUGUUCCGUGUGGCGGAGGGAGGCGGGCUUGUGUGCGGCAUCCAGUUCAUCUCUCCGAGUCAGCAAUCUCGAUAUAUUGCAGUGGGUCUCUCACUGAAAUUCAAGAGUGCAACACAUAUGCAUGUCCAGUUGACUGCAAAUGGGAAUAUGGCCAGUUUGGAGAGUGCAGCGACUUCGUGUGGUACAGGGAGAAAGACGCGAUACCCCUUUAUAACGCAGAGGGCCCAGAACGGUGGCCGACCUUGUCCACCAUUUGCUCGUAAUCGUGAUCCUGAUGUUGACGAGUGCAUUCUUCAACCUUGCACUACUGAGGACAGUAAUGGAGGGAACAGAAUGCUAGGAAGCAGUGCCCAAGCCCACUUCAUGGCAAAGUUGCUGGAAAAAUACUACGAAGGAAAAAAUUAAUAACGUUGAACUGAUUCUACACAUUAACCUUACUCAACUUUUUUUCAGUACAGAAAAAAUAUACACUGUAUGCAUUUUCAAAAAUAUAAUUAUAGUGAGUGACUUGGGAGAAGAUGUAUGGAAGGCUAUUUGCUAAGAA
Molecule: messenger RNA, 1034 nt
Organism: Geodia barretti
Lineage: Eukaryota; Metazoa; Porifera; Demospongiae; Tetractinellida; Geodiidae
Source: the annotation of a GenBank genome assembly